UUGGUUUUUGUGUUUUUUUUGCGGCUCGUGAUAAUUAAUUAGGUUUCUUGAAGUUUUUGUGCUUAUUUAAUUAUUAAUUAUGUAGAAAAAGUCGUAUUAAUUUAGUAUUUUCAUACCCUUGUUACGUAUUCAUCAGCUAACAUGUCAUACUUUCGAAUCAUCGUCAACCCGUUACUCAACCGGAGCAUCGUUCGCUUAGCAUCAAAAAGGUAUUUUCUUUCCAAUGCCUUUGAAUGUAAAGAUGCCUGGAGUAAUCGCUUGAAUCAGCCAAUAUUCAAGAAAGUCAACGUAGAAAGUAUGUACUACGAAUUGGAUAGUCAGUAUAAGAAAUCCAAAGUACUCGUUCCAAUAGAUGUGGACAUAUUCAUCAAUAGUCAAAUCGACGAUACUUUUUUAAUCGAAGUAGAGGAACUGGCUUACAGAUUUCGUCUCACAGGAUUCGCUCAUAACACUUUACCUAGCACUCAUCACGGAUUUAUCCGUCUAUUUUUCAAUUACAAAAAAGAUGACUUGGUUAGAAUUCUUCACGAUCGUCUGAAUUACGGCAUCUUUCCCGACGAGUAUCUUCUCUGUUACCUUAUCGAUAAAUUUUUAAAGGCUGAAGAUUACAGAAACGCUGCCAAAGUUGGCACAUUGCAAAUGUUUCAAGAAGAUUAUUCACAUACUUUGAAUAGAAAUUUAUCUUUAUACGCCAUACAUCGAUAUUUAUUAACCGAAGUCCCAUGGGAAGACAUCGUGGAGGAGAAGAAAGAUGACGAUGAAGAAGAGGAAGAAGUCAAAGUUAGAGUUGGGUAUGUGAGAAAUCCAUAUUUUGAUGACCAUUUCGAUCUAGAAGAUGCACAACAUAUAUGCGGAAAAUCUUUAGUCAUGAUUAGUAAUCAUUUAGAUAGCAUUGCUAUGAAGAAUAGCUACAAGGUAUUGGGAUUGGCGUUGUAUAAUAAAUGGGAAAAACUGAUCGAUGAAUUGAAUCGUGUGAUUGAUUUACAAAAAAAUUCCGAAGAUUGUAUCUUAUAUAAAGAUGCACUUGAUUUUGCUUCAAAAAUUAUUGCAGAGAAGUUGAAAGACGAUGGUCCUUUACUUGAUAAAUUAACAAAUCUAAUUAGUCAGAUAAAAGAAGAAAAAUGUUCGAAAAACAGUUUGUUAAGCGACGUUGAAAAUCUCACAAAGGAGAGUGUCAAUGUUCACGAAGCGGAUAUCAUUAAUUCUCAAAACAAGUUGUACGAAGAGUGGGACGACUUUCGUGAAAAUGAGCUCAAAACACAUCUGGCGGAAUUACAAAGGAAGAAUCGUUUAGCAGAAAUAGCUCGUAAAAAAGUUGAAUUGGAGCAUAAGGAACAAUUACUGCAUUUCUUCGAUAAUGAAUUAGAAAUCAAUCGAGUUUGUGAGAAGAAAGAAGACAUUUUGAGAAAACGAGCUAAACAUCAAUCAAUUGAUGAAAAAGAAAAAGAAUACAUACCUCCUGAAAUUAAAAAGCGAGGGGUGGAUCAAGACUAAAUGUUUAUUUAUCUUUUAACUUGAUGUGUAGAUGAAAUAAUUAUAAUUGUAUUCGUGAAAAAUGAAUAGUUCUUCGUUAUCAAUUCAAAAAAAAUCGUAUUCUGUAUGAAUGCGGAUGAUUUUUUAUUUGUAAAAAUGAUUUGGAUGAUUCUUGUUUUUAUAAAAUAAAAGUAAUUGAUUGUUUUA
Molecule: messenger RNA, 1680 nt
Organism: Planococcus citri (citrus mealybug)
Lineage: Eukaryota; Metazoa; Arthropoda; Insecta; Hemiptera; Pseudococcidae
Exons: 2
Coding region: 142-1494 (450 amino acids)
Cellular component (GO): mitochondrion
Source: RefSeq, a predicted model, not a curated record